Messenger RNA from Penicillium crustosum, 1014 nucleotides. RefSeq lists its product as uncharacterized. The record is from RefSeq and is a predicted model, not a curated record. The transcript has a single exon. NCBI's taxonomy places the organism in Eukaryota, Fungi, Ascomycota, Eurotiomycetes, Eurotiales, Aspergillaceae. The coding region runs from base 1 to 1014 and encodes 337 amino acids.
AUGCAUUUCUCUUCUGCUGCAGUCCUUGCUCUUUGCUCUAUUGGCGUGACCUACGCAGCACCUUUCGCCAAUCCCGAGAACGAAGAUCUCGCUCGCCGCGCAACUUACUCCGUGGUCAAUGCCGAUGAAGACUCUUCUAGCGCAGUUGCACGCGAAGUCGACACUGUCUUCGAAACCGCCACAGUCACUGCUCCUGGUGCUGAUCCAAUCCCCACUACUGUGACUGUGACUGCCACCCCUUCAGGCGUGUUCCAGUCCUCGACUCCUGUGGCUAGCUCUACUCCGUGCUGGGAGAUCCCUAAUGUUCUCCCAGCUGCUGGCUCUAACUCGUUCUUCCGCCGGGGCCUGAGAGCCGCUGGUCAGCCUGCUCUCUUUGCUCGCGAGUACUCUAGCUCCUCUUCUGCUGCGCUGUACCCAACCGAGUACCCCGCUGCCUCUGCUGCUGAGUCUCUCUAUGCUCGUGGCUGGUACUCUGCUGUUUCUGGUACUCCUUCAGUUGCCACCCCUACCGCCUCGCCUAGCUCACUCGUGGCUCGCGGCUUCGGUGAUUUGUUCUCUUCCGCUUCUGUCUCACCUGCUUCUAGCGUGAUUGCUUCUGUCACUGCCACUCCUCUCGCCGCUCGCGGCUGGUACUCUUCUGCUGCCACCCCCUCUGCUUCGGCGACUCCCCUUGUGGCUCGCAUGGCUCGCAGCUUGGGUGAUGGGUCCUCUUCGGCUUCCCCUUCUUACUCUAGCGUGAAUGUCCCUCUGUCCCCUACUCCCAUUGUUGCCCGCGAUGUGUACGCUUCUCCCUCCGGCACUCCCGCCAGCUCGAGCAUCCCUACUUCAGCUGCUCCCCUGGCAGUCCGCGGCUCCUAUGGCUGGUACUCUCCCGUCCCCAGCGCUUCCUCUGUUGCCACACCUUCUGCUUCUCCUGCUCUUGUGGCCCGUGGUGCCCGCAACUGGGGCUCUUCUAGUGUCUCUUCGCCUGUCUCCAGCACCUUCGCUGCAUCGGCCACUCCUGUGGUCUACUAA